GCCUGGUGAAGAUGGGGGGUGGAGCCGGGUGUCCAAAAAUGGAAGGGGUUUGCAAAAGGGAUAGACCAAACGAAACUGACAUCUAUCAUACAUCUAUCUAUUGUAGGCCCCCCCCCAAAAAAUGGGGUGUGGCUUCCGACCGCGGGGAGAGCUGUUAAAAGCCAUUUCCAGUGUGUGAGCAAUGGCACUGAGAUUUGCUUGGGCGUUCUUGUGGGUGUCGUCCUUUCCUUCUGCAAGGGCAGAGGUUCGGUCUUUUGCUUUGCCAGACUUCCCCAUCGUCUAUGUGAUUUACACCCCUGGUGGUGUUCCUCAGGCUCGUGCAGUGGUAGCACCUUCAGAACCAUGUCCCAAGCUGAAGGCACUGGCUGGUGCUCAAGGUCUGUUGAAGGAGUCUGGCAAUGUGAGCCUCCGGGCGGUUGGUAGUCAACACAUGCCCCACCGAUUUCCGGUGAAGGUUUGCCAAGUGCAGCUGCCGACGAACGUCCCUGCAGGCACCCUGGUUUUCGGACGCCCCCUCCCCAGAAUCUCCGCACAACCCAUCAAGACGUUGCUGCUGGGUGAUACUGGCUUGCGGGUCAAGGCGAAGAAUGAUGGUACAUGCCUUCACCCUGGACCUAAGAAACUUUACGGCAUCAAGCAGUGCCAAGCAAGCGCCAUCAUCCCCUUCAAUGCAAGCCUAGUGUCCGGAAGCUUCCAAAACCUUUCGGAAUGGCACCUGAAGGCCCAGAUGGAUGCGGCUGCCAGCGACAAGCCAGACCUUGUCGUCCAUGUUGGGGACUACUUCUAUCGGCAGGGUCCUUGUCCACAGAAUAAGCCAUGCACAGCCAUCAACAAUGCGAGCUUUCCCCAUUUGCCUGGUGCUUGGGGUGACAACUGGAACGGUUGGUAUGCCGACUUCUUUGCUCCGAGCCUCAGCCUUUUGUCCAAAGCUCCAUGGAUCGUGCUGCGUGGCAAUCAUGAACGCUGUGACCGGGGAGGUGGUGGCUAUUUCCUGUUUCUGGACCCCAGAAAUUAUCCAAACACGGUGGCCGGUGGUGAAUUCUGUGUGGACUACACAGACCCAUACACGGUGCCCUUUGCCAAGGAGCAGUUUUUGGUCAUGGACACUGCCAUGGUGGAUGAUGUGGACGUCGAUGAUGUGUGUCCCACUGGUGCACUUGAGCAGUUCCAGAUCUUCCCUUCCAACCGCUUGGAGGACCCCGAUCAGGACAUGACGCGAGAAGAGAUUCUGGAACAAGUUGAGCGGUACCGCCAGCAGUUCAAAGAGAUGGCGGAGAUGAAGCAGUUGGGUCUCAGCAACUUUUUGCUCAGUCACCAUCCCAUGUUUGGCUUCAAGUGCAACCAGGGUGCCUAUGAGUCGGCUGAAUGGACUCUUCAACAGGCGCUGGGAAGGAACACGUUGGAGGGCAUCUCAGCGACGAUUCAUGGGCAUUUUCAUUUCUUCCAGCUUACUCAGUUAGCUGGUCUUCCACCACACUUCAUUGUGGGCAAUGGUGGCACCAUGCUGAGGAGGUAUGACAGCUUGGCUCAGGGAGCUACUGGGAUGGACAUGGUGCUGCCUUGGACGACUGUGAAGGUCAGGGAUGCUUUUACCAAGAGUGUUUUUGGCUACAGCUCCUUGCUUGGACGUGACAACUACAUCUUCACCGCUUUCCAACGAAACCAGAAAGGCCAGGAGCAAAGUAUGUGGAAUACCAGCUUUACGCGUGCCCAGAUGGGCCGCAGCUUAAGGGAGGCGGCUGCCUCCCAGGCGGCUCCUCCCAUCUUCGUUUAGGAGCUGCCAUCGAGCAAGGCAGUCCAACCUUCCAAGACCGAUCGCGCAGGUCAUGCCUUGAGGUCAGAGAGUACUUCUAUGAAGGUCUCCCCUUUCUACAGAAGGGUUUACCUCUCCAUGACUGUGAGACGCCGGAAGUGAGCCAUUUCGCAGCAGAUGCCCUUGGUGUAUAGAUUCCACUGCAGCUCCAGCCGUUUCUCAAACGUUUGAAUGCAGCAGAUGGGCCUGUCGGGGCCAAUUGCAAGUCUCAAUUAGCGCAAUGCCGCUGGACAUGUGAGCUGUACGUUGGAUAGCCAAGGGAUUGACCCAUGGCCAGGUAUAGUUCAUAAAAUGUCCGACAGAAGAGGAAGGCGGGAGGGGACCGGG
Molecule: messenger RNA, 2140 nt
Organism: Durusdinium trenchii
Lineage: Eukaryota; Dinophyceae; Suessiales; Symbiodiniaceae
Source: the annotation of a GenBank genome assembly